Pelobates cultripes (western spadefoot toad) is the source of this 7021-nucleotide messenger RNA. Lineage: Eukaryota; Metazoa; Chordata; Amphibia; Anura; Pelobatidae. The record is from the annotation of a GenBank genome assembly.
CACUCACAAAACCUGGAGUGAGGUGUCAGUCAUGUCUACAUGGAAACAAGAUCCAGAUCCAUUGAAAGACCGAAGUGGAGGUUGCCCUAACUAUAAGGACACCUACCUACACAACCCACAGGUAUUCACCUUGCAUAUAGCUACUCAAAAUACCCACCAAUACCACACGUGUGCUUCAUUACACCACCCAUAGAUGUCCACUCUUACAUUGAGCUAUCGACCAAAAGAACAAACAUACAGAGUUCUUCACUAAAUUGAGAGCUCCAGGUGAAUUCAAAGUGAAUUCUAAAUUUAUGGAAAAAGUAGCCCAUAGCCAUAGCAAAACCACAACCUGGACAAAUUCUCCCAGUCAGCCAUGCUUCCGGUUUGGCAAUGUUGGCCUUAAAAUUGAAAUAGGUGUGUGUGUGUGUGUGUGUAUAUGUAUUAGGCCAUUCAGUCACAAUUAAUCAGCUUAUAUGUGUAGAGUUGUAGACUGUGUAGACUGGUAAAUUUCACAAUGUAAACAUCAUCUAUUACUAUUCCAUAGUUUUUAACGCUAACUCAUAUUGAGAUGAUAUCGAAACAAGUACAGUGGCAACCUACCUGCACUACAUUUGUUUUUAAAAUCUCUCUUUCCAGUUUGUUUUUGAUGUGACGUUAAAUCAGGAGUGUGCUCUAAUUUCCCUGGAGCAAGAGGAUCGUAGGACUCAACGCAGCAUUGGUGGGGGAGAAAAUCUUCCCAUCGGGUUCUUUGUAUUUAAGGUAAAAAAAAACAAAAAAAAACUUUUUGCCACCCCUCUGUCUACAGCAAUUGCUCAACUAAUAUAACUAACAGGACAAGGAAGAGCUGGAGAGCACUCGUACAGUUAGUUCCCUUGCUCCUUAUCACAACUUUGUUGUAAGCUAGUUUAAACAUGGCCUUCUUCACUUCUUGUCCCUGUUAUAUUCAAUAUUUAAAUUACUUAAUUAUAUGAUUUAAUUAUAAAGAGUUGCAUAAUAUGUUGGGGCUAUAUAAAUGAUGAUAAUAUUUAGAUAUCUAUAUUUGUGAUAAAUUUUAUAUUAAUUGCUGUUUAAAAGUAGAUUAUUGUUCCUUCCAGGACCUAGUUAAGUAGAUUUACUUUGCAGGGAUUCGUACCCCACACUCUAAAUUAGGAACAAUAUAAUUAUCUGAAGAAUUUUGGGCAGUAUGGAACUUGGAGGGUGAACAUGGAAUGAGCAAAACUGGGCUAGUGUGGCUAAUCAGAAAUCCAGCCAUGUCUGGUGAUUUGAGACUGUGUGCAUCUGUAUCCUAGAAUAUACAAGCAAUAACACUUACAAAAACCGUAAAUUAGCUCAGCGGGAUAUUAGAUAUGGUAACUCGUAGUUUAAAAAAAGCCACUUGUAUUUAAUAGACUCCAUUCACCCUCAGUGCAAAUAAAAAUCCGGUUCAGAGAUGUUUAUCUGUCAUUGAGACCUUCCCAUGUUAAGACGCAGUCAGUGACCAUAUAGUCAAUUAAAGUAGAAAAUCUAUCCAUGUCUUGGAGUCACAACAUCAAGAAAGAAAAUUGGCUUCAUAAUUAACUUUGCUGCCCCUGAGGCGUAUUUUACAGGUUUUGUUUUUGUAUACGUCAUUGCAUUGUGUAUGGGUUCCAGCAAAUGUGUGUAAAUAAGUGCAUGAUAAUAAAAUAAACUUGCCUUGUGGUGAAGGAAUAAUGAGAUACAGUGUUGUAUCUUGUUAAUUCUAACUCACAUCAUUUUACAUGAUCUGGCAGGACACCAUUCCUUUAACAUGAUAUGCAGGAUUGUUUAAAUGGAAAUUGUGAGGUAUUCAAAAUUAAGGCCAAAAUAGUUGACUUAAAAAAUACUUUUUGUUUUGAAUUUGGUUAUAUUGACCUUUAAUUAUUAUUAUUUUUUAUUAUUAUUCUUAGCAAUUCCCAUUUUUGUGGAUAUCUCUGUCUGUGUACAACUAUAUAUAUUUUUUUUUAUUUGUGAAUACACCAAAUUCUACAGCCUCCAGCUAUCUUAUGGAAGGAAAGAUGAUAGAGUAUAACGAUAAUGAGUGGACAAUGGCCUAGGGGUACUAGCCAACCGUCUUCUUUUUCUUCCAUCAGGUGGAGAUAAACCGAAUAUACCGCCUACACCGGCAGGCCAGCAGGGUCUCAUCCUCCACUUACAUCAAUUCUCGCAGUGUAUUUCUGCGCACAGAGUUACAGAAAGGCCGUUACAUCAUCUUACCGACAACCUUCAGCCCAGGUCAAACUGGCUCAUUUCUCCUCCGAGUCUAUACAGACCGAGCCAUCAGACUCAGGUAUAACAAUAUUCAGCAUCUAUGGGAUGCAGUAAAACAUAUGGGAAACGCGUGAUGAUUGCCAGCCAUCAUUUUACAGAAAAUAUAAUUUUGUAUUACUAAAAAAUGUAUAACUGAAAAGCUAUUUUCACUUUAGUUUUUAACUGCAUUUCCACAGGUUUCCACCAGGGGUGUGCUAUGAUAAGAUGUAGACCAUUUUCUUGCUGUAACAUUUUUUAUUUUUUUUAUACUGUGUAUUUGGGCUGAUACUAAAGCCAUUGCUUCUGCCAAGGAGUAGAGGAGUUUGAGCACUAGAAUUUAUGUUGUUUUUAUCUCUUUUAUUGUGUAGAAGAGGAUUAAAGUAGUUCAAUUCUAUGUGGGCUAACCCUUCACCAGGGUACCUGUCCCUGGUUACUCAUAUACAUUGAGGGACUAAUUGUGUGUGUGUGUGUGUGUUUUUUUUUUUUUUUUUUAAAUUAAAGGGAUACUAUAGCCAGUAGAACUACUACACCUUCAUUCUGAUGUCUACAGCCUGUCCCUGCAGGCUCUUUUUAAUCCCCUUUUUUACGUUUACGUUACAGCCUAGGAAUACCUCUAGUGACAGUCACUUACAUGGCCACUAGAGGGGCUUCCUGAUUCGGUGUCUUCACGCUCUGCAUGGAGAUGCUGAAUAUUCCCACCAGGAAUGCAUUGAUUCAAAGCAUCUGUGAGGAGAUGCUGAUUGGUGCAGCGAGUGGCCGCGCAUGCGCUAUAGUCAAAUUUCAUGAUCUCAACCAAGGAGACAGAGCGUAGUGUGGUCAGCCAGGCGAGAAUGGCGUGGCACUGGAAAUAAGGUGAAUUUAGACACAUUUUUAACCGGGGCAAGGGGAGCGGUGAUCUGAACAGCCCUAUCAGAACUAUAGUUUUAGGAAUACAUUUGUAUUCAUGACAGUAUAGUGAUCCUUGAAACCUAGAACCAGAAUAACCUGCAAGCUCCAUAUUGUUGAGUAUGAAUUGACGUUGACUUUGUUCUCAUUCUAAUCUCUUUCCCUGGGUCUGGACAGCUUAGUCACUCCUGCUGUAAGGCGGAGAACUGGAUGGAUAUGUCUGGAGAGGAAGAGACAAAAUUACUCACACACAAAAUGUAAACCUAUUGGAAAGCCCUACCCUAACUUCAUUACUUAAUUUACUGCUUAAAGGGACACUAUAGCUUUAGAAAAACACACGUGUCCUAGUUACUGUGUUGGUCAUCCCCCACCCCCCAUGCAAGGAUUAAAAAUAUAGUUUACUUUUCUGUAUAUUACACCAAGCCUCUCUCUGUGGCUGGCCCCAGCGUCAUUGGCUGAAAUAAUCCAUUUUGAAGAUCUCUGCCAAUACAAUGCUUUCCCGUAUGAAAACCUUGGGAGGUUGGUGAGCAUGUGCGGCAAAACACUGCACCAAUCAGAUGGCAAUGACUCCAUCUGAGUUUCACUCGGCUAUUUCGUUAGAAAUGCCUCCAGAGUGUCACUGUUAGAGAGACAGCCACCAGAGGCAUUUAAACCCUGCAAUGUAAACACUAUAGUUGUGGUAAAACAGUGAUGUGUUUCAUUACAGCGUUAAACAGACUUCAUUGAGGUGAAGCGGCCUGGGUGCAUAGUGUCCCUUUAAAUUUCUAUAAUACGUUCUAAUCAACACCAGUAUAUAUUAUUUUCAUGGCACCGUUACACAAAUACACACCCUUUAAUAUUCCUCCUGGAAAGGAAACUGUAUCUGCCAUGCAAGCUCCUAUUUAUAUUUGUGUAGAAACUCGCAUUUGAACUGGAAACAUAAUUAGUUCUUCGUAUACCAUUGUGGGCACACCAAACCUUGUUAAAAUCCUUUACAGAUUUUGUCUUGACCACAUCCACUUGAAGUCUGUCAUGGAUCAGCCAACAAACUGUGCUUAUGGUCCUAAACUAAACUAAAAUGUUGAGAUUAUGACCCCUUGUCCUUAUGUUACACUUUCUAUGAAAAGCUUGACAUGCGCACCGUCGUAUCACGGCAUAUCUAUAAACCAUUACCCAGACCCAAAAAAACCACAGACACAAAUUUCUACUGUUGGAAUUAUUUGUUCACAGCUUUAUGAAAUAUAUCAUAAAUUAUAACAAUUGGGGUCAUUGCCAACAAUCAUCAUAGCAUUUUAAAACCAUAAUCUCCCCUGGCAAUGACCCAUCAAUAAACAGUAUAUAACAGUAUACAUAACAAAUAACAUGGCCGUCCAUACGACCCCAUUUCCAAUGAUAAACUGCAGGGGUGUACCAGGACACCGCUACACCACCAGGUUUGGAGCCACCAAAGAGCUUGAACCUACCAACCAGGUAAACUCCUGCCUAAAUCAUCUUAAACCUAUCCAUGCCCCACUUCCUACUCCAUGUAGCUCCCAAUUUAACCUUGCCAUUCCCUGCCGCUGUGAAGAAACAGGGAACACUAUCCUCUAUGAGCUACUCAAAAAGGGGAGGGUAGGUGGGACAACUAACAGGUUAGUGCAGAUUUGAUUAAGAUGGCCACUUCUCAAGAUGGCCGUGUUAUAUAUGACUGGACUAAACCUUCCCACUUAACUCUUCCCAUGCCUAACUCCUGGCCCUGUCAAGGCCCAUUCCGCUGUUGCGCUGUCCCAUGGGCUACAUUCAGAUUUAAAUCUGUAUCGCUUUCUUCCCCAGCAUAACCUUUCGGUGACUGUCCAAUCGCAGACAUCCCAAUGCAGCUCAACGAGCCCUUUGCAAGGCAGGCGUUCUGUGUAAUUUUAGCUUCACUCGAGGAAGGAACAGGAAAGAAAGUAACAUGAUUGGUUGUCUGUUUGUUUGAAAGCCAGGGGGUGUCACAAGGUUAAUUUAUAAAAGUACCAAUAUCCAUUGAAAUCUUUACUUCUUGUAAAAUGAUAAUGAGAGGGUGCUUUCUUCACAUGUAAAGCAUUUCAGUGAGCUAAUGUGCUUUAGGGGUCCAGAGUGUCUUCGUAAGCUAAAAACACUCAAUAACUGUCCCUCAUUUAAUUGUACUCCAUUCAUUACAACUCUGCCAUCUAUCAUUAAGUCAGUAUUCUAACCACUUAACAAUUCAAGAGUCUGAUAGUCAGUACAGUUUCUGAAUAUGUUUCUCCUAAACAGUUUUAAACCAUGUAUUUCUUAUGACAUAUCUAAACAUAUAAAGUGUACCAGUAUGUAUUUUCCAAUAUUUUUAGAAAUUAUUUAUAUUCAUAGGGAGCUCACACGUGAUGUCCCCAAGCCUUCCUGUCUGUCAUUCUGCCUUGGCACGCCUAGAACUGUCACCUCCAUUACUGUACAUGCAGCAUCUGGACUCUCACAACCAGGAAGCAACCAUGGUAUGUAUGUGUUCCACUCUUUUUUUUAUCUCUCUAUUAGUUGGGGGCUUUGGGAUGUAUGGACAACUACCAAAGGUAGAAUUAACACUGUCUGAUUUCUCCUUUGCAAGACCCUAGUGUUUACGUUACCAUUCACUGUGAAGGGGAGAAGGUGACAUCUAAAACUGUAAAAGGCCGCAAUCCAGAAUUUGACCUGAAAGGUGUUUUUUAUCGGAAGAAUGAGCGUAGACCUCUAGUUGUAAAGGUGAGUCAUACCUUAUCUCUUCCACUCAUCUUUCCAACCUUCUGCUUGCCUUAACUGUCACAUGUCAUUUACUACUGCGAAUAACAUAUGGUGGGACCAAACCAACCAAAGCAAGACUAUCGCUUUUAAAGCUUUGGGAGGCCAUACGCUUUUCUGAUGACAGGGUUUUUAAGGGACUUUUAAAUGAAUUAAAACUAGGAGAGAGUUUGAUGGGGAUAGACAGGCAGUUCCAAAGGAAAGGAGCCACCUGCGAGAAGUCCUGCAGGCGUGAGUUAGCAGGAAGGGUGCAAGCAGUGGUCAGGAGAAGGUCACCAGCAGAGCUGAGAGACUGAGAAGGGACAUACCUACCAGGAAACCAGUGUAAGGAUUGACAAGAGUAUUCAUUACAGACUGUAGAUAGUGGGAUCAGUCAUUGAGAAGGCCAAGAUUCUAAAUGUAAGAUGUGGUAGAGCAUUAAAACUGUGAAAUGAUCAAUGAAACAACUUAUUGGUAGGAUAAAAUCAAGUUUAUCUUUAAUAGCGACUAUAUGUUAGCAUACAAACAAUGUCAUCUGAUGUUUGUAAAAUAACAUCUUAGCUGGUGGUCCUUCGGGUGCUGAUUUCUAAACACAGGCCUCUUGGCCUUAUUCCAUGCUAUAUCUUUAAUAGUGUUCUUUGUGUUCAUUGCAACUUUUUUGUGUUCAACUCUUGAAUUGAUCUAUACAUCUUUCAGGUUUGGCUGUCUCGGUUGAUGAGGGACAUCCUUCUUGGUAGUGUAUCUGUCCCAUGUCCAGUGGGGGAGUCAAAUCAAAGUUCUGUACUGAAGCUACAGAGCAAGGAAGGAACGUCAUCUGGCUACGUCUUGAUAGAGUCAUCUACCAGCUCUGACAUGACCUCUCUCUAAAUCUCCUAAAAUCAUUUACCUAAAUCUCCUACCUUAUUCUUCUCCCGCCAUCACUGUGAAGAUCACAGCAAAGCCUGGAUUAAUCAACAUGCAAGAAAAAAAAUCUACACCGAGAGACGCAAUCAUUUUUUAUAUCAUUUUAUUGAAAAUUAAUGUUUUGACCAUUUUUUUUUUUAAUAACUCGAUAUUUAUUGUGUUUUCAGAGAAAACAGAUUAUUUCUGCAAUAUAUAAAUAAAGGAAGAUAAAAAGAUAUUCUCCAUAUAUAGCAGAAAGAAGUAAUUAUAUAAUAGGGGACACUUAUUAAAGUUGCUUAUUUUUUUUUACCAUAACCGG